AUGGAGUGGAGUAAAUCUAUAACAACAGAUUUCAUUGAGUUGUACCAUUCCAAACCAUGUUUAUGGAAAAUAAGCUCUGUUGAGUAUAAGAACAAAAAUUUAAAGUCAUUAGCUUAUAAUGAACUUAUGGAAUUUCUCAAAUCUAAAGGAUUGGUUAGUGCCACAGUAAGAGAAGUUAAAUCUAAAAUUCAAAACAUCAGAAGAAUGGUUAGAAAGGAAAGAGCAAAAGUAGAAGCAUCUAGGAGAAGUGGAAAAGGUACAGAUGACCUGUAUACUCCAACAUUGUGGUAUUAUGAUCUUUUAUCUUUUGCUAAUGAUAUGGACCCACUACCAUCAAUUGAUAAUCUAGGAGGUACUAGCGAUUAUAGUCAUGAAAUAGAUGAAGAAAAUGACUGUAACAAUUUAGAUUUGACUGACAUAAUUCACAAUGUUCUGAACAAGAUUUUGACAGUGACAUAUCCAAUACAAAUGAUGGUCAAAAUCAUGUAA
Myzus persicae (green peach aphid) is the source of this 489-nucleotide messenger RNA. RefSeq lists its product as uncharacterized. The record is from RefSeq and is a predicted model, not a curated record. The coding region runs from base 1 to 489 and encodes 162 amino acids. The transcript is spliced from 2 exons. NCBI's taxonomy places the organism in Eukaryota, Metazoa, Arthropoda, Insecta, Hemiptera, Aphididae.